CCGUAGGACUGGUCGCAUUCUUUUUCUGUGGCACAAUUAUAUUGACCAGUAUGUAUUUUGCGGAAAUGAAAAAGAGGGAAGUACUCCAAAUGGGAAUAGAGAUGAUUCGGAGUUUUAUCAUAGGGCUCGAUUCAUACUAUGAAGACAAGGAUGAUUUCCAAAUUCUUGGUGCAGCUCAAAACUUGUCAGAGAAGAUGAAAGACUUCGCCGACUUAAAUGAUGAAAUUAAACGUGUGAAUGAAGUCAUUACUGAAAACUUGAAAUCUGGCUGGAUGCUAUAUAACAGGAACCUCUAUUUCGUUACUCGGGAAAGAAGCUCAUGGUGGGAUUCCAAAAAGGGAUGUGAGAAAGAAGGCUCCGACCUUGUUUCUAUUGAAACACUGGAAGAACAGGACUAUCUUACCGAUCAUGCAAAGUCUAUCAACACUGUGUUCUGGAUUGGAAUGUUUAAAGACAAAGGAACAACAUGGGCAUGGCUUGGAGGUUCAGCAGUUGGAUCCACAUACUGGUCUUCUGAUGAACCAGGCUCAAAAGAGAAGCACCACUGCGCUGCAAUUAUAUCUGGAACCAGGAGGUUCAGUUGGAAAACAUAUACCUGUGCUACCAAAUUGGCUUCUUGUUGUAAGAAGGAGCCUGAUGACAGGUGGCUGUAAGUGGAUACCUUCAGAUGAAUAAAACGGGAUCCCAUGAUCUCUACACAGAAACAAACCUGCCCCUACCCUUUUUGUUCUCAUGCAGAACCCACACACAGCCACCUAAGUUAUUUUAUUUAUUUGGACUAUGUACUGGGAGUGCGGGGGAAGAUGGCGACCUACUGGAUGCUAAGUCUGGAGCUCCGCUUUCUAUCCGUUUUUAGAGUUCUUAUCUCAAGGCUAAACAACCUGUUUUGCCUCAGCUGAGGAUCUUACACCAACUAUAUUUCUCUCAAGACUCGAAAGGUUGUCUUCCUUGUGUUUUCUUUCCUCCUCCGUCGUUAAUUACUGAGUAAGUAAUUUCGUUAUCUACAAUCAGGGAGGAACCUUCCUAC
This is a messenger RNA of Rhineura floridana, 1027 nucleotides long. Its product is annotated as C-type lectin domain family 4 member M-like. The record is from RefSeq and is a predicted model, not a curated record. Lineage: Eukaryota; Metazoa; Chordata; Lepidosauria; Squamata; Rhineuridae. Bases 51 to 653 code for a protein of 200 amino acids. The transcript is spliced from 6 exons.